AGUGACCGAACACCAUAAGGUCUCUCCCAGGUUCCCCUUCACACCACAGAAGAGAUAAUCGCCCCUCAACACUGCACUGAUCGUCGUGCCGCACCCUAUAUAAAUAAAUCACGUAUUAUAUUUACUUUGCAAUAUCUUCAACUCAACAAUACACUGCUGCGUUUCUAAAUAUUUGUUUAAAGUUUGCACUUUGUACGUAUUCGUCAGAUGGGUUAACUUUGUGCUUAGUUUACCUAAUUUUAUCAGUUCAAGGAUUUUAUUGAAUGGAAAAUUUUAUUUUCAACUAAUAUCCCACGAAUUCGUCAGUGAUAAUGAUAAGUCCCUAAUAAAGGUUUAUCUGGUCAUUCUCUAUGAAAAGAAACUAUAUUUUAUAGGUUGUCUUUAUGAAAUCGCCAGUCUUGUGUGCCUAAUCCGUUACAAAGGAAUUUGUGUUGUGUUUUGAAACUUCAGUUAAGACCAACAAUGCCAAUUCGAGAACUACCGGAAGAAUUGCAGAAAAAAACCGAAAAAGAAUUGAACGAAACGCCCCAACGAAGAACCAGUGACAUAGACCACAUUAAAGAUUGGUUAUCUAAGCAACCCCACUUAAAUGUCAUUAGCCCAGCAGAUGACCAAAUGGUAUUAAACUUUCUACGUGGAUGUAAAUUUAGGGCGGAAAAAACAAAGCAAAAAAUGGACUAUUAUUAUUCUACUAAAACGAUUUAUCGCGAACUUUUUGACGGUCGCGAUCCUUUGUCCGAGGAAAUGCAGUACACUUUGAAUGCAGGAAGGUAUUGGCUUCCUUUGCCGAAAUCAAAAAAUCCAUUGGCACCCAGAACUCUGCUUUACCAAAGUAAUCCGUACAAGCCGUCCGAAAAAUUGAAUCCAGUAAUCCAAAUGAAGACGAUUCUAAUGGUGAUGGACGUUCUCGUACAAGAGGAUGAUUCGUUUGUUAUAAAUGGCUUUCAAGUGAUACAAUUUUUACCAGGCCUCUCACUUCAACAUCUCACAGAGAUGUCGCCAAAUUUGAUACGGAUGAUGUACUUGUGUACGUUAAAGAGGUAUCCGGCGAGAAUGAAAGGUUUGCACUUUGUCAACAUACCGUCUGCUGGUUACGCUUUGUUCAAAAUGGCAAAACCUCUCAUAAGUGAAAAAAUACAAUCAAGGAUACACUUCCAUCAAACGAACGACUACAGUGACCUGUAUAAGAUUAUUCCAAAGUCCGACUUACCGAAGGAGUUGGGAGGAGAAAGCUACACGAUCUCUGAUCAACUUGCCAAAUGGAAUGAUAUAAUGUUGAAGUGCAGAUCUUGGUUUUUGGAAAAUGAGAAAUUGCGUUCAGAUGAAUCAAAGCGCAUUGCAAAGUGGGAUAAUACUGAGUUGUUUGGAGUAGAGGGAUCUUUUAGGAAAUUGGACAUUGACUAAUCUACGUAUUUCUGGAAUGCUUUAUUUAUAUCGCCCAUUCAUAAAAACAUUACAUUGACAACCUACGGUAUGGAAGGUUUAAAUAAAGCACCUCUCCUGAGUUUGUCAACUGCCUUUUAUGAAACGACAUACGCAAUUUUUGUGACUCUGUGGCAGUACAGUACAUUGUGAUGUGAUUACCUUAUUUGUAUUUUUGUAGUAGUGGUUUUCCUUGGUUUGAUCGAUUUCGGCCGAUUUUAUAUUUUUUAUGACAGUAUUCUGUGAUUAGGUAAUUGUGUGUAAAAAUUUAGUUACGUGUGAUGCUAUAUUUUAAUAUUUAAUGUU
Photinus pyralis (common eastern firefly) is the source of this 1728-nucleotide messenger RNA. RefSeq names its product alpha-tocopherol transfer protein-like. NCBI's taxonomy places the organism in Eukaryota, Metazoa, Arthropoda, Insecta, Coleoptera, Lampyridae. Gene Ontology annotation, molecular function: phosphatidylinositol bisphosphate binding. Gene Ontology annotation, cellular component: membrane. The transcript has 6 exons. Bases 463 to 1404 code for a protein of 313 amino acids. The record is from RefSeq and is a predicted model, not a curated record.